Ilex paraguariensis (yerba mate) is the source of this 2477-nucleotide messenger RNA. NCBI's taxonomy places the organism in Eukaryota, Viridiplantae, Streptophyta, Magnoliopsida, Aquifoliales, Aquifoliaceae. The record is from the annotation of a GenBank genome assembly.
AGUAGGGUUGUCACCUUUUCAACUCCUUCCUGAUCUUACUACAUUUUCAGCACUUACUUUUCGCUGUAAAUGUUUUGUUAGAAAGUUAUCAGUUUAUUUUUUCUUUGGUUAAUACUUUAGCUGUAAAGCAAGCGGUACUAUGCUAAACUUCUGUGCAUCUCCGGUUUGGUUUUACGCAUGCUUGUUUUGGUAGGAGAGGAUAUUAAAUAUGGAGAAAAAUGAAGAGACAGGUAGCCCUGGUUGGAGUGCUUCAUUCUUCAUGCAGACAACUGAAGAUGUUGCUCGAGCUGUUGCUGCAGCUGCAACUACUGUUCGUUCUUCACGGCCAUCAGUUGUUUUUUCAUCGAAGGAUGACAGUGGUAGUCAACUUCAGAAACUUCAGAGCCAAUUUUCUAGAGUGCUGAAAGGCUUCUCAAGUCCUCCUGAAGUGAAAAGUGGAACUUACAAUCCAGAAAUCCUAACUAGCCAAAAACGUCAAUGGACAAGCUUUCAGUUGCAGUCCUUGGUUGCCGAUAAUUCCACUCUGUAUGGUUGCUGUGUUUUAGUUGAAGAAAUAGUGCAAAAGCCCUCUGGAUUGAUAUCCAUGGUUUCAGAUGGCCAAUCUUUUCGCUCAACUUCAAGCCACCAUAUUUUAACCACACGCCGGUGUUAUUGCAUUCUUUCGAGGCUUCCAUUUUUUGAGCUGCAUUUUGGUGUAUUGAAUAGCAUCUUCACUGAAGAGAGGUUGGAACGGUUGACAAAGAAUAUUGGUGAACUAGAUUUGGAAUUACCUGAGGGGAAUUGCACGGAAGAAGCUUCAGAAGGAAAAUCUGAUAGUGCUUCACUGGAGCAUAGAGCAGAUGACAUGCCAAAUGGAUCUGUAGAACCCUCCCAAUCAAGCACGAGUGUCUGUAUCACUGGAAGAGUCGCAGAUGAUGAGUGUCAUCAGGAGCAGCAAAGUAUUGAGGAGGAUAGUCACUUGUCAAAGGAAAGCAUGAGUGUUAAUGUUGUCGUUCCCAUUGAUCUUGACACACAGAAGCUUGCAGCUAAAAAAGAAUCAGAAGCUAGAACACAGUUUUCUGAAGGUUGUGAAACUUAUAUUGAUGAUAUCGUAGCCAACAAGCAACCAGCAGAAAUGCGAUGGCCACUUCUACGAUCUCAACAGUACGACAGCUCUGAAUCUUCCUCAAGUUUGCGGGGCUCUCCUACUGAAGAUAGAAAUUUCAGGAGGGAUAUUGAUGAGGUUGAGAUGGAAGAGGCAUCCUUUUCUGGCCAAGAGUGCUCUAACGAACACAGUGAUAUUCUUGAAUGGGCUAAGGCCAAUAACCAUGGAUCCUUACAAAUAAUAUGUGGGUAUUACCAGUUACGGUGCCCAGCUAGGGGUUCAACAAUUAAGUUCCACCCUUUGGAGCACCUGCAUUCGUUGGAAUUUCAUAGACCUGAUGAAACAGUUCUCCAUGUUGCUGGUUCAGCGAAUGAUUUGAAGUCAUGUAGUUCAAGUUUGGAGUAUGCAGAGGCACACUGUGCACUCAUGGCAGAGGAGGAGGCAACUGCUUUAUCUGUUUGGGCAGUUGCAUGUUUAUGUGGAUCCUUGCGACUUGAGCAUGUGUUAACACUGUUCGCUGGGGCUUUGCUGGAGAAGCAAAUUGUUGUUGUUUGUUCUAAUUUGGGAGUAUUGUCUGCUUCAGUUUUAUCAAUUAUUCCCCUGAUUCGCCCUUAUCAGUGGCAGAGCUUGUUGAUGCCGGUUUUGCCAAAUGACAUGGUGGACUUUUUGGAUGCACCUGUUCCAUACAUAGUUGGUGUGAAGAACAAAACCCCUGAGGUGCAAUCGAAGUUAGCGAAUGUCAUCCUUGUUGAUGCCAACAAGAAUCAGGUGAAGUCACCAACAAUACCACAACUACCAAAACAGAAGGAGUUGUAUUAUUCCUUAGGCCCUUAUCAUGCAAAGCUUGUGGGAGAAAGUUAUUUGGGGAGAAAAAGACCAGUUUAUGAUUGUACGGACGUGCAGGUGGAAGCUGCCAAGGGUUUCCUGGCAGUGUUACGAUCUUACGUGGAUUCUCUUUGCUCUAACCUACGUUCUCACACAAUUACGAAUGUUCAAUCCAACGAUGAUAAGGUAUCAUUGCUUCUGAAGGAGAGUUUUAUUGAGUCCUUUCCUAGUCGCGAUCGAUCUUUUAUGAAGCUUUUCGUGGACACACAGCUCUUCUCUGUACACACAGAUCUUGUACUCUCUUUCUUCCAGAAGGAAUAGUGCUGAGAAUCCGAAGUUGACCUGGCAAUUUCUUGUUCAAUUGUCACUUGAAAAAAGCAAGUUCUGUAACUUACAGAUUAUUUUUUCUGCUUAAUUUAAUAUAAGUUUUGAUUUCUCGCGUUACAAGUAUUACACUCCUUUUUUUCUUGUUCCCACCAUCCCUUUUACUGUAAGCAUAUAAUAAAAUCAGUUGCACCUGUUAUAUGAUGCUAUUGGAUGCAUACUUUGAUUUGUUGGCAUAUACGGA